GGAGAGGCUGAUGUUUCUCUUGAAGCUGCUUUUGCUGCAGUUGCUGAACACCUGGCCUGUAUCUCUGCAGUAUGCGAGAAUUACUACUGUUCAGUACCACCAUUUCAGUUUGACGAGAAUGAAAUUGAACAUAUUUUUCGCUACCACAGCAGAGAAGCAUCUCAAAACUUGCUAAGAACAUUUGAAGAUGAGGAAAGGAAAAAUGCUCCAGUAGUGGAAAAGCAAAACGUUACAAGAGUGAAAAAGCCUGAACGUCACAAAACUGAAGCAACUGCUUUAACUGAACCAACUGCUUUAAUUUCAGCUCAGCCAUCUGUAUCAGAAGAGAUCCUCUUUGAAGUGUCACCUGGCUCAUAUAUAAUCAACACAACUUCAUAUGAUGACACAAUCAAAGAAGCACACGUAGUAAAUGUUCAGCCAGGAGAAAGUGUAAAUCUGGUUUUUCAUUUACCUCCUAAGAAUGAAAAUUAAAAUCAAUUUCAAUGUCUGAGGUGUCAUCUUUUCAUACCUAAUAUAUUGAGUAUUCUUCUCUACCUUACUUUUUAACUGUUAUAGCUUGAACUUGAUUAACAUUUGCU
Messenger RNA from Thamnophis sirtalis, 578 nucleotides. The record is from RefSeq and is a predicted model, not a curated record. Lineage: Eukaryota; Metazoa; Chordata; Lepidosauria; Squamata; Natricidae.